This is a messenger RNA of Octodon degus (degu), 588 nucleotides long. Its product is annotated as MICOS complex subunit MIC27-like. The coding region runs from base 22 to 588 and encodes 188 amino acids. Gene Ontology annotation, cellular component: MICOS complex. The record is from RefSeq and is a predicted model, not a curated record. NCBI's taxonomy places the organism in Eukaryota, Metazoa, Chordata, Mammalia, Rodentia, Octodontidae. Gene Ontology annotation, biological process: cristae formation. The transcript is spliced from 3 exons.
UGGUCGGAGAGGGUCAAAGAGAUGGCGCCCUUUAGAAUAGGAAAGCUGACCAGCAUGCCUGUGAGUGUGAUAUAUGCAUCUGUAAGUGUACGUAUGGCCAAAGAAGAGGAAUCCAAAAAGCAGCUAGUAAGACCAGAGCAGCUCCCCAUAUAUACUGUGCCACCUCUUCAAUCUAAAUACGUUGAAGAGCAGCCUGGUUAUUUACAAAUGGGCUUUGCAUCUGUCCGCAGUACAACUGGUUCUUAUAUUGGCUGGUGCAAGAGUACAUAUAUCUUUGUGAAAAAUGGAAUAAUGGAUACAGUACAAUUUGGAAAAGAUGCAUAUGCCUAUCUGAAGAAUCCUCCUCGAGAUUUUCUUCCAAAAUUGGGAGUGAUUACAGUUUCAGGAUUGGCAGGCUUGCUUUCAGCAAGAAAAGGUUCUAGAUUUAAGAAAAUUGCUUAUCCACUAGGACUGGCUACUUUAGGAGCAACUGUUUGUUACCCUGUUCAGUCAGUAAUAAUUGCUAAGUUUACUUUUAGGGCUCUGGAUAUUGAUUGUCAUAAUGGCAACCAAAAAGAAAAAGCUGAAUUUGAUACUGCUGACUUCUAG